GUGAAGCGAACAGUGGUUGUUAAACAGGUUAUCAACGCCGCACCCAGCAAAGAUAAAAAUAUAGUUGGGGCAAGCACCAGGAGACCAACACUUAUUGUAAGGCCGUUUACCGCAGCGAAGAGCGCGAAAGGAAUCAUGGACAGCGACGCAAAAGCUAUUGAAAAAUCCUUGAGAAAAGUGUAUCGGGUGGCCACCUCGAUUUGGUAUAAGGAGGAGGAUUUGACGGAAAAAACGCAUAACGACCCUACGAAGGGAAUAUUCACUCGUGCCACCGGAUUUAAAAUGCAUCCCAAAGAAGGUGUACACGAGAAUACAAUUGCAGUGGUCGAGGCUGGACUAAACAGCUUGUGUUUCACAAACAUGGGAAGGGAGGAUAGUAAAUUUUUGUUCGACGAGCAAGAAAUUCCAGAAGUAGCACUUGCAGAAGGAGAGAUUGGAUUCAUAUGCACAUUUCGCGGGACGACAUUACCGUUACCAUUUCCUCAUGAUGGAACAUUCAACGAAUUCCUAGAUUUGAUGAGAAAUAAGUUUGAUCAUUCCCCUGAAUGGGUGGAAUACUUUGACCCGAUGAUCGAAAAGAGGAUCACGGUAGUUGAUGAUCAAGAUUGGAGGCUCGCCAAAUCUAUUAAUAUCAGGAUGAAAAGACCUAAAAGUGACAAAAAAGAACGCAACGCGAAUAUUGCCCAUCCAUCAUUCGUAAAGAAAGUUCCGGCCACUCGCCUUGCUGGGGAACAAGUCAUGUUGAGCUUUAAGCAAAUGUCUGGAAACCUAGAAGCGUGUCAAUAUGUAUUAGGUGAGAAUCCCCCGAAUGAACUGUUUGAACACAUGAUUAAGGAUGAAUCAGAUCAACACACGAAAUCACAUUACGUACAAUUUCACAUGGCAUUGGCAGUGAGGGAAUCGGUGGUUCGUGACUACGCAUUGUAUUCGAAUGACUAUUUAUUAAAUUUGAGGAAUUGGUUGCUCAAUUAUUGCUUACAACAUACCGAGAUGGUGUCGUAUGUUCAGAAUCAGUUACUUCAUACGGUUUCGGUAAUGAUUAAACGCGGUCUCGAAGAUUAUCAUGAUGGUGAGAAACAUUCAAUUUUGACAAAUAUCCAGACCCUCGUAUCGGCAGGCGGAUACAGCCAACUAGUUGGUAUGGGAUUGGCUAAUGCGCUGGUUGAUGAAUUUUCUUCAUCCAAGGCGAGCAAUGUCGGGCUUCCCUGGGAUUUUCAUAAGAAGUGCAAAGAUUUCUUUGAAGAGACAUAUUUGCUCCCAAUAUUUGAUCAAGUUCUCCGGGUUUUACAUCAACAAUUGCAAAUAUACACUGCAAACGGCACGCAAUAUUCACAACCUUACCAUAACGGUCAUAUUUCCCAUCAUGAUUUAAGUCGCGACGCACUCCUGGCGAUCUCGAUCAAUCUUGCGGAAAAGAUUUUAUGCUGGGAUUUUGUUAGCAAGAAUGAUUCUUUGUUAGCCGGCACAUUUUCUGAUGAUAAGGAUGAUAUUAUAGAGGAUGAAUUGUUUAUAACAGCAAAGACGCGCGAAUUUCCCGCUAGCUGGAGAGGACACAUGAUGCACGGUGAAGUUCUGAGAUUGUUUUUUAGGGUAAUACUAAUUAUCUUUCAGUCAACAAUUAAUCUCUCGUUCACAUUUGUCAAUGAUCUCUCGAGCAAUAUAACAGAAAGGCUUGCGUCACCUGAAUAUGGGCCAAGUCUUCUCGGUAUUUCGCAAAUGACGCGAAGACUUUUAUGCACCAUUCCUUUGCCAACGUUGUGUAGCGUGCCAGAGUUUCAAAAUUUUCUUCAUGAAAUUGCACAAUUAACCGCAACCUGCUUGAGGGAAAGUGCAACUGUUAAAGAUGGUUAUGGAUAUCUGGUCGAGGACAGCACUUGGAGUUUAGAAGCUUUUGAUGAAUUUUUGGCGGUCUGGGUUAAAUUAGCUCAGGAAGCACAAUCUUAUCAGAACCAAUACGAAAAUCAGACAAUGUCAUCGUUCAAUCCUGCAGUAUUUAUGGCUUUUCUGGGAGAAGCAAGUUAUCACAUCACUGCAACUUACAUUGAUACUCGCAUGGAGAUGGCAGGAUGCUCUAAUGACGAAGACGAGGAGAUCAACAAUUUCAAAGAUUGGAUCACAUACGAGGACCAGUUGAUUAGUAUCGCGAUACUGGCGCGAAUUGUUGGUCAGAGGGUUUUGGAUAAACUCCAGGUUCUAUUGCACGAGCGUGCUGCACAAUUGAGAGCAUUUUUCAUGGCGGUCGCGGACAACAAGAGCUCCGUCUUUGCUGCCGAUUGUACAAUUAUGUAUCUUCAAGAAUCAAUUCAUUGGCUGAUUCUGAUAUCUGCUUUUGUGCUGGCCGAUGCCGGUGAAGGCGAACAGCCCCUUGUUCCAAAUGACUUGAUGCAACUAUCAAUGUCUCAGAGUAAUCUCGGGAAAAAUCAUGAUCAAAUCGUGUUACUUGUAAACACAAUUUCCGGAAUCCUAGACCUCCCCGAAUCUCAAGGAGAAGGACUCCGCAUACUGGAGUACCUUAUUGGCAAAAUUAAGAUCAAUUUUAUCCUUUGGAAUAGCGAUCCUGGUCCUUUAUCGCAGACGAUGGCCAUAAUAACUUCCGGUGCUUCCGACGAAGAAUUGAAGCACCAUUAUUUUCAGAUGAUUACGAGUGCCAUCGAGAAACGUUUCUUGACCGUGUUACAACGACCAGAUUUCGAUAGCGUUUAUCAGCAAGCCGAUGUCAUGGCGGAAGUUCAAAAUGCCCUGGAGGUGAUGUUUGAUGGUCUCGCGUUAGCAUCGGAUAUUUCCAACACCGAGCUCAUAUACUCAUUUUGUUCAAAGUACUUCGAUUUCAUGGUGAAACUAUUGCAUUAUUACCAAAAUUGUCCCGAGGUUGGAUUUCUCGUGUUACAAUUCUUCAAUUCGUUUGUGACAUAUCAAGAUUUUGGAUCAUUGUCCGCGGAGCACUCGAAGUACAUAUAUCAGACCAUGGUGAACUUAUUUAAAACCUAUGCCUUGGCAAAUUUGGGAAAGAAACGAAUUGAAUCUACAGAGGAGGCCGAGGAGGAACCAUACGCUGAUAUUUCGAUAAUGCUGGAUAUGCUUUCUGGAAUUAUGGCGUCGGAAUUUCGCGAAUACCUAUACGACGACGCACAAAAGAAUCAAGCAACAACCGAAUUUGACGUCCCAAGUGUCGUUCUCUACGGUGUCGAUUUCAUAAUACCCACAAUUAACACAAGCAUGUUGAAGGCCAUCACACCUUUAGCAUUGUUUGCGCAUAACGAAGAGCGUAAGAAGGGAAGGGCUGUUGUGCAGUAUUUAUAUGCACCACUCGAUAGAUUGUUGCACAUCGUACUUGAAUGCUUUUUAUUCAAGGAUUUCGAAGCCGAUCUAUUGGAGCCAGCAUCGGAAACAUUGGUGGCGUUAAUAUGCGCUCGAAGGGAAUCGUACAACACAUUGGUGCAAACUCUAAUAUCGCAACAAACCACACCCGGAAUUCAGAGUCGACUCCACGAUGCCUUUUCUGUAUUAUCGGCGGCGAUCCCACAAACACUUCCCGAGGUGAUAAUUCAGCGAAGGGACGUUUCUGGAUUUCGAGAAGUUCUGUUUAGGUUCUUGAUGAAUGUCCGAGGGUUUUUACGGGUAAAAUAA
Acaulospora colombiana is the source of this 3627-nucleotide messenger RNA. The record is from the annotation of a GenBank genome assembly. Lineage: Eukaryota; Fungi; Glomeromycota; Glomeromycetes; Diversisporales; Acaulosporaceae.